AUGUCUGCGGACCUGUUGGCUGAGUUCGGCCAGUGUUCUGGCACUGACCAGACCUCCGCACACCCGCCGCAGUCAGCGCGGCCGCAACCAAAUACAUUGGGGGGCGGCCUGGAUCAAUCUGACGAUAUAUUUUUCGGGACGACCUCAGACAGCCUACACAAUCUGUCCCAAAACUCCACGCUUGCAUCACUGCCGAGCCAGUAUGCACCGGUAACUCCACGCCAGGCCCCGAGUUUACAGGCAUUCGAUUUGCCUCGCCAAGAGGACAGUGAUGUGCUGUUCGAUGCCACUCUAGACACACCAGCUAGUGACGCCGAUGAUGACUGGGGCGAAUUUGAGGGCCCCGAGGCCACGGCACAACCAAGCCCAGGACCGCCACAGCCCACGGCCGUGAUAUCAAAAGCCGCCCAAGCUCCCUCCUCUCCUCGGGCUCACGAUGAACCACGAUUUGCGGGAACGGCUGCAUUACUAGGAUCUCUGUCCCUGGUGGAUCCAAUCACACACCCGAAUCAGCCUUUCCCCGUUGGUCCGAACAAGCCACAGGCUAGCAAUCCUCUCUCCCAGUCAGGAUGGGACGACGACUCAUUUGGAGAUUGGGUGCAAUUCGCGGAUGCUCAAUCCACCAAGCCUUCCUCCGAUCAUCUGCCAAAGGACAACCAACUCCCCGCACCGUCUUCGAAACCACUGCCAGCUGAUGAAAAUGACUCCUUUGGAGAAUGGGGCGGAUUCACCGAUGGGCCAUCCGCCAAUCCUACUACCACCACUAGGGCUAAGGUCCCUCUCAGACACAAUCCUCCACAACCAACAUGGGAAGAUGGCUUUGAUACUUGGGACGAUUUUACCGACGGACCAGCAUUAACUAGGCCCGCCCCGAUCUCCCCAUCGCCCCAAAGCUUUACUUCCAGCGCCCUGCCCUCCUCCACAGCCGUCCGACCCACGAACAUUCCCCCACCCUCCAUCCUUCUUGACCUCCUCCUCACUCGACUCCAAACCCUUGCCCAAGAAGCCCAGGCCGCCAAAACCCAGCCCGCUCCUUCCAAAGCCGCAGCAGCCGUCACCAUCAUUACAACCCUCACUGCUGCAGCGCACAUCAUCGCCGGUCGUAGCCAUCGCUGGAAACGUGACACGCUGCUUGCGAAGAGCAUGCGUAUUGGUCCAGCCGGUAAGGCCGGCGGCAUGAAGCUCAGCGCCGUGAACAAGCAUGAGGAUGUGAAGGAGGCACAGGACGCAGUGGAUGUACUUGGCGCAUGGCGUGAGCGGGCUGCGUUGUUCGCAGCUGUGGUACAGUCUGCGGGACGGAAACCAGUGCCUGUGGUUUUGGAACCGGGACAACUGAAGGUCGUCACGGCGCGAGCAGAAGCGGGGGCGCUGAAGGCGGGACAUGCAUGUGCGUUGUGUGCGCUGAAGCGAGAUGAGCGCGUAUUACGGCUGGAUGAAGAGGUGCAGGAUAGUUUUGGAGAGUGGUGGACAGAGCAUUGGGGGCAUACAGGGUGCCGGGUGUUUUGGGAAGAGAAUAAAGAGUCACUUGGGCAGCGGUGA
This is a messenger RNA of Penicillium macrosclerotiorum, 1539 nucleotides long. RefSeq lists its product as uncharacterized. Bases 1 to 1539 code for a protein of 512 amino acids. The transcript has a single exon. The record is from RefSeq and is a predicted model, not a curated record. Lineage: Eukaryota; Fungi; Ascomycota; Eurotiomycetes; Eurotiales; Aspergillaceae.